Molecule: messenger RNA, 822 nt
Organism: Trichoplusia ni (cabbage looper)
Lineage: Eukaryota; Metazoa; Arthropoda; Insecta; Lepidoptera; Noctuidae
Product: cuticle protein 18.6-like
Exons: 4
Coding region: 109-822 (237 amino acids)
Cellular component (GO): extracellular matrix
Source: RefSeq, a predicted model, not a curated record
CUGUCCCAAGAAGAAAUUUUAUGUACUUAUUUUUCAGUAUAAAAAGCAUCUGGGCUCUUCCAAUUAUAUCAUUUAAUUUUUUGGUGUAUCACAAUACAUACAAGCGAGAUGUUCUCCAAAAUCGUCUUCGCACUUGCUGUGGCUGCGGUCUACGCCCAGCACGGACACCAUGGACAUGAUCACGGUCACUCCUACUCCUCUCAGUCUGUAGUUCAUCAUGAAAUUCCUCAUAGCCACGAAGGUUCUCACGGGUACCAUGGAGGUUCUCAUGGUUACGAAGGUCAUGAGCACGAGGUUUCUUAUGGACAUGAAAAUGCUCUCGGACAUGGCCACGGACAUGAGUACUCCCGUGGCCACGAAGCUGUUCACUACGCUCCUGUAGCCGUUCAUCAUGAGGCUCCCGUUAUUCACCACGCUGAACCAGCUCACCACGGUCACCAGGAACUUCACGGUCACCAAGAACACCACGGCGAGCAUCUCGUUGACUACCACGCUCAUCCCAAAUACGAGUACGAAUACAAAAUCGAGGACCCCCACACCGGUGACAACAAGUACCAGCACGAGACCCGCGACGGUGACUCCGUCAAGGGCGUGUACAGCCUACACGAUGCUGAUGGUUCCAUCAGGACUGUAGAGUACACCGCUGACAAGCACAAUGGAUUCAACGCUGUUGUGAAGACUGAAACCACCCACGGUCACCAGCACCAGGCUCCCCAGUACCACGCUCCUGCCCACCAUGUCGAGCACCAAGCUCCGGAACACCACGUGGAGCACCACGUACCCGAGUACCACUCCCACGGCCACGACCACUACCAUCAUUAG